This is a messenger RNA of Aspergillus niger, 471 nucleotides long. RefSeq lists its product as hypothetical. Bases 1 to 471 code for a protein of 156 amino acids. The record is from RefSeq and is a predicted model, not a curated record. The transcript is spliced from 4 exons. NCBI's taxonomy places the organism in Eukaryota, Fungi, Ascomycota, Eurotiomycetes, Eurotiales, Aspergillaceae.
AUGCUUUCAUCCACUGGCCAAUCCAGAUCCAUGCGCAGAGGGCUGCGGUCACGUUACAGUCACGGGACUGAAAAAUCCCAGUAUUUCGGUGCAAACAGUUGCAGCCCAAAAAGAAACUCACAAUCAUCAGGCGUGAAUCACAAAUCCGGGCUGGCUGGGCAAGGACGAUUUACCGGAACUAUCGAGCCAAAUCCUGGUUACGGAAGUACAAUUGCCACAGGCAAGGCUGGACUAGAAACAUCCGAAGUAAGACAGCUCGCAAGAGAAGGCAGAGGGGUGGCAAAUCGAAUCGCGAGUACCGAGCUUGAGCAGCUCGCAGUAUCUGCCAUGGCUGAUGUACAGAACUGGCAUCCUAUCAUAUUGGCCGAGGAAGGCAGGCAAAUGAAGAUAAACCCUGCACCCGAGCGGGGACAAAUGCGGGAUUAUUCGUCUGCAGAUGUGGGAGAUCAGCUGAAGAGAAUCAGUCCCUAA